AUGGAAAAGCCAGGACCGCCACCCAGCCGAGGGCACGCGUCUCCUAGAGAAUCAUCAGUCGUGGCCUCAUCCUCUGCGGAAAGACCAGAUGUCGUGCCAGCGACAGCUGAAGAUGCUUUAGCUGGGAUCCUACAAUCGAUGAACCUGGCACAGCAAGAAAUAGCUUCUGGCAAUCUGACAGCAGACCAGGAAAUCGCGUCCCGGACAACAUCGGCUUCCAUUACAGAAAUGCUCUUUGGAGCUACCCAGGAUCCAACCCACCUCGCCAAGGCCAUUCAGCAUUAUCAAGCAAUCAUUCGACUUCUCAAGACACCGUCUCUGGAGCGGGCAAAGUUCCUGGACAGACUGGCAUAUGUCGAGAUGACGAGCUUUAGUGUAUCCAAAUCAAUGGAAGUACUUGAUAGCUCCAUAACUCACUCAAAGCAAGCGAGGGACGAGGCUUUGCUGACGAAUGAUCCUUCGCUCUGCACAAUCUACCACAAUCUGGGAUACAGCAUCUCACACAGAGCACAGUUAACAAACAAUGCUACGGAUCUUGACGAGGCCAUUUGCUGUGGCCGAGAAAUCCUGAAACUUGCGCAUACAGACAGCCAGGAAUACCAGACAACUACAGUCAACCUCGGUGCUCGUCUACAUGCUCGAUACAAAAUGCGUCGCCAGGCUGAAGAUGCGGAAGAGGCUUUGUUGCUGCUAGAGAAACAACUUAAGAGCUUUCCUCCUGGCUCAGCACAGCACGGCUCUGCGUUGCUGGUCAGAGCAUACAUACUCCACGAUAGAUUUGAGCAGACCAAGGAUAUCAACCGCCUCGACAGUGCCAUCGCCGGCUUCGUGGCUGGAUUGACGUCACUCGGGAUGACUCAUGAGCGCCGACCCGAUGUUCUGCUCCAACUAUCACUUCUACACCACCAGAGGUACAAGCAGAGUGGCGACAAAGCGGACUUGGACGCUGCUCUAGGGCACUCACGGGAGAGACUUCAGUCAAUACCUUCUAUGUAUCAAAUUCGACCCGACCAUGUCUCAGAUUUCUUAUCUCAUCUUGUCGAGUAUGUCUACAUAGCUGAGUCUAUGGACAUCGUGGAAUCAGCCCUCGAGGAAGCUCGCCUGUUCCAUGAUGAAGUACCGAAGUCGCAUACAAAGCGACACUGUUGCAAUCUGUCGCUCGUUGGUAUCCUGUCCAAAAAAUACCUCAUUUCUCAUGAUAUCAAGCAUCUGAGAGAUCUCGUUUCGUUCGUCACUGUAAGCGUUGGCGAAUGGAACGAAAAACUUGACAUUACUCGUCCAAAAUUUCCUUCUGCCGAUUUGUUCAAUCUUUCUUCAUGCCUUGAGACAAUCGAGCGUGCUGCAGUAGAAAGCCCAGUUAGGCAACAGGCUCUGGCGCGACUCCUUCAAUGGCACAUCCCCAUCCACGAAUCCCGGAGACCAUUUGAAGGCCUGAUAGUCAUGUGCCGCGAGCACGGGCACGAACUUGAAAGUUUGUGCAGGCACCUGGCCUCUGAUCAUACGUUGUCACAGAGACAAAUUGAUGCGGACAUCGACAUGCUGAGGAAACAGGAAGCGAUAAAGUCGACAGAAGAUGAAGAAAGGUGGACCAGGAGCCGCAAGCUUGAUCAGGAUGAUUAUACCGAUUCUUUUUUUGGACACAGGAAGCUGGCCAUUGACCCUCAUCGCAAGCGAAUCGUAUUUUCCGCAGAAAGUCUAGUUAAGAGUGUCCUGGGCUACACGGAAGAUGAAGAUCCGAAAUCGUGGGCGAAUUUUGAGGCUCUAGAAGCGCGACUUGAAGACGAGAGCUUCGCAAAAGAGAAACUGGAAGGGAAAUCUCCCAAUCCCAACCUGUGCCGCGUUUGCAGGCAUGUCAAAUUACUGAAACCUAUGGAUGGUGGCGGCUUCACCUGGGGCAGCAACAAGUUCUUCCCUUUCGGGACAUAUUCUCAACUUCUUACCAGAAAACACUGCUCGAUUUGUCGCUUGAUCCUGUCGCUCGAUACAGUAGACGGAGGGCACACCCUGCAUCCACACCUCGCGCAGAUUGAUCGUGAAACACAAGGCACACAGUUCCAUGCACAACUCUUACCUUCUGGGGAGGUCAUGCUGGGGGUCGAGUAUGGCAUGACGACCGUCGGAGCACUGCGAUUGCUCAAACCAGACAAUUUAUCCGACGCCCUAAGACAGCCCUGUCCACGCCUUGCUUGGAAGUCUGUUCCUGAACAUUUACAACAAGCGGUAUCCACAGUUGCUCAGGGCGAUGAGAGAGUCGACUUUGGAAAGAUCCGCAGCUGGCUCUAUGAAUGUAACGGCAAUCAUGGAGAACUCUGCAACAGCCUGGGUAACACCCAGAGGUACGCCGGCGAGAUCCCGCUAAUCCUUAUCGAUGUCCAGGACAAUUGUUUGGUUCAAGCAUCAUCUGCGGAGAGGUACUUUACUCUGAGCUAUGCCUGGGGCAAGGUCAAGAUUUCCCAAACGAUCAAUGCUAAUAUCCAAGAUCGCUUUCAGAAGUCAAGCAUGGACCCCUCACAAUAUCCCAACACUAUACGAGACGCCAUGAUAUUCGUCCGAUCGCUGGGUGAGCGAUAUUUAUGGACCGAUGCGCUUUGUAUUAUCCAGGACGAUGCAACGAUGAAGGAACGGGACAUAGGACGAAUGGAUAUUGUGUACAAAAAGGUAUUCACCAAUAUUGUUGCUCUUGCAGGGCAUGAUGCCAAUGCUGGCUUGCCAGGAGUGUCACCCAACUCGAGAGCUCCACAGAGGGUCGAAGUUCUCUCGAUAACUUCAGGGUCAACUGACCUCGCUCUGCGAGAAGACCCUGUUGCUGAAACAGACACUGUCCGUUUGGUUUCCACUCCACAGCCUCUGGCUCAUGCGCAAACAAGCUCGACAUGGAAUACGCGAGGAUGGGUUUUGCAGGGGCAAACACUUGCUCGUCGAAACAUAUACUUCUCCCCCAGCUAUGUGUACUUCCAAUGCAGCAAGGAGGUUGUCUCUGAGACAAUGCUGCAAGGUAGAUAUACUGAAGAGGGUUCGAAAAGUGGAGGCCAGGAUGAUCCAGGUGAAGACGCCGACGAGGGACCUGCGUUUACUAUCAGAAACCCAAUCACAGAACUCCGUAAAAUAGAUACUUUCUCCGGCAUGUUGUCGGCCUUCAAAGAUGAUUUCCAGAGUGAGACGCUUUGUGGUCUCCCCAUUGCCGCACUUGAUCUUGGCCUCUUGUGGUCUCCCACGGAGCCAUUGCAGAGGAGGCCUGGAAAGGCAUCUACAACCUCUUCCUCGCCAUCUAAGGUUUGGCCAUCGACAUGCUCUACGCAUGGCGCAGUCACUCAGGAUUUUCCGACAUGGUCCUGGGCAGGUUGGGUCGGCGCCUCCGACUACCGUCUCCUGCCACUGGACAAAGAACCACCUCCUGACUCGCUGGUUGGCGAGUUUUUCAUAAUUCGUGAGGGAACGAUACUGCGACUGCUCGGAUAUCAGAGACCAUGCUCCGCUAAUGAUGCCAAAGCUUCACCGGGCCUUCUUGCUGAAUAUUUCGGCCGGAUAAGCAUGGAUGUCAGGCAGGCACAGAAAAAUAAAGUCCUCCAUUUUAUGCCGCCAUUCGUGGAUGGGCCCACUUUCUCAAUAGUUCGUGAUACUGAUCCAGUCUACUUGAGCAGUUCGAAGCAUAUCCAUCUUCAGACGCGUCAAGCUGUCGUCCGCAUUUAUGACAAACACGGCAAACAUUGCGGGAUUCUUUUCGAACACAUCGACUACCACUCAAUCCUGCGGCGAGUGCAAGGGCGGACGAAGCAAGACCUCGAAUCCCUGCGUACACUGAACGAUAAAAUCAUAAUCGCCAUUUCUCAGAGCAGGGAUGCCUAUGCGGAACGCGAAGGCCUGACCAGGGUCGAAGGUGAUGUCAAGCGGUUUGAUGCCUACGAGUUCCGCGCUCAGGGGCCCGGUAGUGGUUUGGUGAACGUGUUAGUGCUGCGGCCUGGUAUUGAUGCGUUUGAAAGGAUCGCCGUGGGACAGAUCCAUAGCAAGGCCUGGGAGGAGGCUGGACCACGCAGGUCGUGGAUUAAACUUGGCUGA
This is a messenger RNA of Cladophialophora bantiana CBS 173.52, 4056 nucleotides long. RefSeq lists its product as uncharacterized. The transcript is spliced from 2 exons. The record is from RefSeq and is a predicted model, not a curated record. Gene Ontology annotation, molecular function: protein binding. The coding region runs from base 1 to 4056 and encodes 1351 amino acids. NCBI's taxonomy places the organism in Eukaryota, Fungi, Ascomycota, Eurotiomycetes, Chaetothyriales, Herpotrichiellaceae.